CCCGCCCCGCCGCUGCGCGCUCACUCGCUCCGGAGUCCGGCGUGGCGGUAGAGGCGGCCGCGGGUGUCAUGGUGCGCUCGCUCAACUCCAUCGUGGCCGUGUGCCAGAACAUGGGCAUCGGGAAGGACGGCAGCCUGCCCUGGCCGCCGCUGAGGAAUGAGUUCAAGUACUUCCAGAGAAUGACUAGCACAUCCCACGUGGAAGGUAAACAGAAUGCACUGAUAAUGGGUAAAAAAACCUGGUUCUCCAUUCCUGAGAAGAAUCGUCCUUUAAAAGGCAGAAUUAAUAUAGUGCUCAGCAGGGAGCUCAAUGAAACCCCAAAAGGAGCACAUUAUCUUUCCAAAAGUCUGGAUGAUGCUUUAGCUCUUUUGGAUUCACCAGAAUUAAAAAGUAAAGUCGAUAUGGUUUGGAUCGUCGGAGGAAGUUCAGUUUACAAGGCAGCAAUGGAGAAGCCAAUUAAUCAUCGAUUGUUUGUGACAAGAAUUUUGCAGGACUUUGAAAGUGACACAUUUUUUCCAGAAAUCAACUACAAAGAGUACAAACUUCUCACGGAGUACCCAGGUGUCCCUGCUGAUAUCCAAGAAGAGAAUGGCAUCCAGUACAAAUUUGAGGUCUAUGAAAAAGCCAUCUCAGCACAAUAAAUGAGGCUUUCUGUACUUCUGUGUAAGGGCAGGCAUUUUAAAUCGUGAAGUCUUAUUGAGUGCAAAUAUAUACUAAAUUAUUGAGAGAAAAUCCUGCUUGAUUGUACAAUACCUCAGUAGUGAAUGAUUCCAAAAAACACACCCCACACUCUGAAUAUACACCCUGCAGUGGAAAUAUGAAGGUAGUCAGCAGCAUGAAAGAGCUAGAUCUAAGGAAUACCACACCUAUGGUUGGAUGAGAUCUUGCAUUGAUCUUUACAGUCCACGGCAGCAUCCCUAACAAGUCCAUGAGUAAUGAAAGGCAUUAGACUCGUUCAGAACCUUUCUACCUAAACAAAGGUUUUGAGUAUCUCCUGAUUCAAAACACCCAACACUGAGAAAGUGUCAAAACUCCUAAGUUUGACUGGGGUGGUAUGUACAUUUAUAACAAUCUUUAAAAUAUACUGGUGCAGAGGAAAAGGUAAGCAAGCAUAACAAGAGGAAUGGAGUCUGGAAGCCUCAGGCAGCAGUUGAGGGUUAGAUUGAUCCAUCAUGGAACUCCUCUCUUAUCAUCUUAACCAUCCUGGGUACACAGCCUGCUUCAAGCCUUUUGGCUGAAAACACUGACUUACAAAUUAAUCUGAUAAAGAAGUUUUAACAUUUCUGUUAACUUCACACCCAUGUAAAGGCUUGCUGCUCUUAUAAGAAGUUGGUAUGUCAGUUUGACUGUGGCCUCUUUGCAGUAUAGGAACAUAAACAUUGCUUUCUUAACAGAACCUGUGUUCUUAUGUCCCUUCUAAAUGUUACCAGUGCAGAUGCAGAAUGUUAAUUUGUUGAUGUGAUUUUGACUAUUCUGUGUUGCAUACAAAUACGGAUUAUAAGCAGAUAGUGGAGUCCUGUUACCUUUUUCAUUAAACAUAGCUAGUAUAAUAAUGUUCUGCAUUACUGUUCACUAGAGCAGUGAGCAAUAUACUGGUACUGUAGUAACACUGUGAUUCUAAUGGCAUACAAUGCCAAGUCUU
Molecule: messenger RNA, 1642 nt
Organism: Haliaeetus leucocephalus (bald eagle)
Lineage: Eukaryota; Metazoa; Chordata; Aves; Accipitriformes; Accipitridae
Gene: DHFR
Product: dihydrofolate reductase
Exons: 6
Coding region: 69-641 (190 amino acids)
Biological process (GO): glycine biosynthetic process; folic acid metabolic process; tetrahydrofolate biosynthetic process
Cellular component (GO): mitochondrion
Molecular function (GO): dihydrofolate reductase activity; NADP binding
Source: RefSeq, a predicted model, not a curated record